UGAAGAUGAACAAGCAUUGAUUAUCAAUGAAAAGCCAACAACUCCAUAACAGAUUUCAUAAUUCGACAUUGGAAUUCGUUUAUUCACUUCAAUUGGAACCCAGAGACAACAGAUCCAAUCCUUCAAAGUAAUUUUAAUGCUCCUCCUUCCACAUUAAUCAUGGAGGUAAAGCCAUCAGAUUCAGACAUUGUUGUUAUUGAGGAAUUCAACAGGACAAAGAAAGACUGGGACGAUGCCUAUGUGCACACCCUAAACCACAUUCGUGCCAUUCAAGAUUACAAUAACCAUAUCAACAACAACAACAACAACAAUGGAGAUUCGUUGGCCAGAUUGAAUGGACUUGCUCAAGACGGAUUGGGUAUGCUUACUACGGCACUAUUCAAUCUUGAUCUCCUGGCCCCACAACUUCCCAGAUAUCACAAUGCCCACUUGUUACUUCACUCAUGGAACAAUCAGAUUCAAAGCCUGCGGUCAAGUUUGAGAAAAGCUAAUCUGCAAGCAAAGGCUAGCAUGAGGAAAGCUACCAGAGAGGAGAGGGAGCUUCUCUUGGGAGGGGGAGAAGAGUCCACAGCUCGAAGGCUCAAGUUACAGACUAAAGCUGGAAUGACAUCUGCAGCGGGGAUCAUUACAGAGAGCCUUCGCCGCACACGACAGCUGAUGAUUCAGGAGGUUGAACGAAGUGGAAGCACACUCAUGGCUUUUGAGGAAUCAAAAGAAGUGUUAAAGAAAGCAGAAAGAGAAUACAAGGGUCAUCAUUCAUUACCGAUGCGAACACGUAAAUUGCUCUUAACAAUGAAACGCCAAGACGUUCUCGGCAGGAUUAUACUUCUUGUUGGAUUCGUCUUAUUCUCCUUAGCUGUUCUUUACGUUGUUUCAAAGCGAAUUGGAAUACUCAAAUUGCAGAGAAAGGUUAUAGGUGCUAUCAGAGCUCGUAUGGUGGGAGAAGCCGAAAUCGAUAAGGGAACACCAGGUGUAGCAGAUGCUAUAAACCACCUUGCUCAGAUCAAUGAACAUGCAGUUCCAAAUGCUGAUGUUGGUUUAGAACAACAUAUGCAUGAUGAACUUUGAACAUUUCAAAGUCUGCACACAAAAAACACAAGAUGGGCAGGUAUAUUUCUGUAAACAAUGUGUUGUUUUUGUCUUAGGUUUUGCCAGUUUUUAGUAUUCUUGAUCUGUUCAACUGUUUGUGUCAUUAGCAUGGUUUAAAGU
Molecule: messenger RNA, 1209 nt
Organism: Cynara cardunculus var. scolymus (artichoke)
Lineage: Eukaryota; Viridiplantae; Streptophyta; Magnoliopsida; Asterales; Asteraceae
Exons: 7
Coding region: 160-1068 (302 amino acids)
Biological process (GO): retrograde vesicle-mediated transport, Golgi to endoplasmic reticulum
Cellular component (GO): endoplasmic reticulum; SNARE complex
Molecular function (GO): SNAP receptor activity
Source: RefSeq, a predicted model, not a curated record